GGUAUAAAGUAACAAAAAUAGAUGUGAAGAAGCUUAAGCUAAGCUAGUGACAUCGAUUCUUUAAUGAAAGCAUGGCAGCAGCACUACCACCUUCUCUUCUUCUUACUCUCACCUUUCUCUCCAUCAACAUAUUCCCAUCUGCACCAGCCGCAGCAUGCCGCGACACGUGCGGCUCCACUCAGGUGAAGUUCCCCUUCGGCACCGGUCCAGGCUGCGGCUCCCCUCUCUUCAGCCCCUACAUAACCUGCGCCUCCAACGGCACCGCCGACCAACUCUUUCUCAAAACGCACUCCGCCGCCACCUACCCUAUCACCUCCAUCUCCUACGACACCUCCACCCUCACUCUCGCCCCGUCCUCCAUGUCCAGCUGCUCCGCCAUGCACCCCGCCACCACAAGCUUCUCCCUCGAUUGGACCUCCCCCUUCCAGCUGACCUCCACCACCUUCCUCCUCCUCUCCUGCCACCCCUCCCUCUCCCUCUCCUCCCCCCUCUGCGACCCAUCCUUUGACUACCUCUGCGCCUCCAUCUACACUUGCCCCGCCGUCACCUCCCUCGGCCUCCCUCUCUUCCCUCCCACCAACUCCUGCUGCGUCUAUUCCCCCGCCAACCUUGACGGCAACGGGAAGCUGGACCUGAAAGCCAUGCAGUGUGGAGCCUACGCUUCUGUAGUGUCGCUGGGCGACACCCCCACUGACCCCUCGCGCUGGGUGUAUGGGGUGGCGUUGAAGUUUUCCUAUGGCGGGGCCUUGGAUAAUAACUUGGUGACUACGAAGUGUAGUGGCUGCGAGAAUAGCGGCGGAGUGUGCGGGUUUUCGGAGCCUGGAAAUGGCUUCCUCUGUGUCUGUAAAGGAGGCUAUAACACCAGCUUCGAUUGCUCCCCCGCUUACAACCAGAACCAGGACUACCUCUUUGACUCUGCUUCUGCUUAUCCCUUCUUCUUCUUAUCUUGGUUUGUUUGGAGUUCCAUUUUGGCUGGUAUGAUUUUGAGCUUAGUGUGAUGAGCAUUCAGGGGAGCCGUUCAUUUCAGAAUAUCGUCAAAACUUUUUAAUUAGUAAAAGCUGCUUUAGAAAAGAAUAAAGGUAUUCCGCAUCCAUUCCUCCUACACUGUAGUCUUUCUGGUUCUUUUGUUUUUGUUAAAAUAGUUUAUGAUCAAAGAAAGGAGCACUCGCUAAUUCAUUCCUAGUUUCUGUGGAUAAUUUCGCAACUACAAUUCGGCUACUUUAGUAAUGUGUAGGUAACAUUUAUAUAUUUUAAGAUGUAUUUUAAGUGUA
Molecule: messenger RNA, 1271 nt
Organism: Vigna angularis (adzuki bean)
Lineage: Eukaryota; Viridiplantae; Streptophyta; Magnoliopsida; Fabales; Fabaceae
Product: wall-associated receptor kinase-like 15
Exons: 2
Coding region: 72-998 (308 amino acids)
Molecular function (GO): polysaccharide binding
Source: RefSeq, a predicted model, not a curated record